Molecule: messenger RNA, 595 nt
Organism: Exaiptasia diaphana
Lineage: Eukaryota; Metazoa; Cnidaria; Anthozoa; Actiniaria; Aiptasiidae
Exons: 3
Coding region: 1-279 (92 amino acids)
Source: RefSeq, a predicted model, not a curated record
AUGCACACACCGGUAAUCCAACGAAUGCACACACCGGUAAUCCGACGAAUGCACACACCGGUAAUCCGACGAAUGCACACACCGGUAAUCCGACGAAUGCACACACCGGUUAUCCGACGAAUGCACACACCGGUUAUCCGACGAAUGCACACACCGGUAACCCGACGAAUGCACACACCGGUAAUCCGACGAAUGCACACACCGGUAAUCCGACGAAUGCACACACCGGUUAUCCGUCGACGAAUCCACCAACUAAAAGCGUCUACAAGCAAAAGCUAAUAUGCACACUAUACGCGUGUUUACGUGAAAAAUGCCAUGAGGAAUCAUCCUGGGAUGAAGGGUCAGACGAUCACGUAUGCAGAUGGGCAAGAAAGCAUUUUUGGUUGACAAAACUAAGUUGCGGAAAUUAUGAAUGUCCCUACCAAUAAUAACAAUCAAAUCGAUGAUCUUGAUGCAGACAACUGGAAAGGCAACCGCGAAGACUACYGAAUGAAAAACAUUCCCUCGUGCACUGAAAUCAAUUCCCCAUCACUUAGUAUAGUACAAUUUUGCAUGUAAUUUUACCCARUUUCUUAAUAAAAAGCAAUUGAGCAUA